AUGAAUCUGAGGAUGUCUAUGGCCAAGUUGGCUCAGUUGUAUAUUGAGGAGAUAGUGAGAUUGCAUAGGAUACCCGGUAACAUUGUGUCUGACAGAGACUCGCGGUCCACUUCUAGGUUCUGGCAGACACUUUGGAAUGAAGUGCUACCGUUGGUAGAGUUUACCUACAACAAUAGUUACCAGGCAAGUAUUGGGAUGACGCCUUAUGAAGCUUUGUAUGGGAGGAGAUGUAGAACUCCCUUGUGUUGGUAUCAAGAUGGUGAAUCAAUGCUAGUUGGGCCGAAGUUGUUAAGACAGACCACAAAGAAGGUGCAAUUCGUGAAAGAUAGGUUGCAGGCAUCUCAAAGUAGGCAGAAAGCAUAUGCAGAUCGGAGGAGGAGGCCCUUGGAGUUCGUGACUGGGGAUCAUGUGUUCUUGAGGUUGGCUAAUCUUCCUUCGGUGUUCCAUGUCUCCCAGUUGAGGAAAUAUGUGUUUGACCCAUCUCAUGUGUUGGAAGCUGAGGAUGUGCAUUUUAGGAAGGAUCUCACAGUGGAGGUACAACUAGUGGGCUUAAAGGAUCGUCGAGUUAAAGAGCUCAAGGGAAGGACCAUCACUCUUGUCAAGGUCAUUUGGGACCGGAGGACAGGUUACUCUACUUGA
Messenger RNA from Vigna unguiculata (cowpea), 639 nucleotides. RefSeq lists its product as uncharacterized. The record is from RefSeq and is a predicted model, not a curated record. Lineage: Eukaryota; Viridiplantae; Streptophyta; Magnoliopsida; Fabales; Fabaceae. Gene Ontology annotation, molecular function: nucleic acid binding.